Messenger RNA from Fusarium sp. VM40, 2802 nucleotides. NCBI's taxonomy places the organism in Eukaryota, Fungi, Ascomycota, Sordariomycetes, Hypocreales, Nectriaceae. The record is from the annotation of a GenBank genome assembly.
AUGUCGGGGCGACGCGACUUUCUCAACCAGCCAGCGCCUGAAAACUAUGUCGCUGGUCUUGGACGAGGCGCAACAGGUUUCACGACACGUUCAGAUCUUGGUCCUGCUCGAGAUGGACCUAGCGAAGAUCAAAUAAAGGAGGCUCUGGCUAAGCGUGCCGCUCAGCUUGGUCUCGCGCCAGACGGCAAGGGCAAGGGGAAGGAGAAGGAAGAAGAAGAAGGAGGGGGGGGAGGCGACGAAGAACGAUACCAGGAUCCCGAUAACGAAGUCGGACUCUUUGCUGGCGGCGUCUACGACAAGGAUGACGAGGAGGCUGAUAAAAUUUGGGAAUGGGUGGAUGAGAGAAUGGAUCGAAGAAAAAAGCAGCGAGAAGCGCGAGAGCAGGCCGAGAAGGACGAGUACGAACGAAACAACCCCAAAAUUCAACAACAGUUUUCCGAUUUGAAACGCGCUCUAGCGACCGUCACGGACGAUGAAUGGGCGAACCUACCCGAAGUCGGCGACUUGACAGGAAAGAACCGACGCAGCAAGCAAGCGCUACGACAACGAUUCUAUGCUGUCCCUGACAGCGUUCUUGCAGCUGCGCGCGACUCGGGCGAGCUAGGAACAACUGUUAUGGACGAGGGCGCAGAAUCAAGUGCUGGUGGUGAAAGCGCAGAUGGAACAAUGACCAACUUUGCCAAGAUCGGAGCGGCGCGCGACAAGGUGCUCAAGUCCAGGCUGGAACAGGCUGGUAGCGAUUCCGUCGCGCCAGGAACUUCAACCAGUAUCGACCCUCAAGGCUAUCUUACGAGUCUCAACAAGCUGGAGAUGAACGGGGCACAAGCUCAGGUUGGAGAUAUCCACCGUGUGCGAGAGCUUUUGCAAUCGGUUGUCAAAACAAAUCCCACUAAUGCUCUGGGUUGGAUCGCAGCAGCGCGACUUGAGGAAUUGGCGGGUAAGAGUGUCACGGCACGGAAGACGAUCGAUAAGGGCUGCACACAGUGCCCCAAGAGCGAGGACGUAUGGCUAGAGAAUAUCCGACUCAACAACGACUCCCCCAAUGCCAAAAUUAUUGCACGAAGGGCUAUUGAAGCCAACAACAGCUCAGUCAGGCUAUGGGUAGAGGCUAUGACGCUGGAGACAAUUCCUAGCAACAAGAAGCGAGUUAUUCGACAAGCGCUCGAUCACAUCCCUGAGUCAGAAGCCUUGUGGAAGGAGGCUGUGAAUUUAGAGGAGAGCCCUGACGAUGCGAAGCUUCUCCUGGCCAAGGCGACGGAGCUUAUUCCCCUAUCUGUUGAUCUUUGGCUUGCACUGGCACGUCUAGAAACGCCCGAGAACGCUCAAAAGGUCCUCAACAAAGCCCGAAAGGCCUGUCCAACCUCAUACGAGAUCUGGAUUGCAGCCGCACGAUUACAGGAGCAGCUUGGACAGGGUACCAAGGUCAACGUUAUCAAGCGUGGUGUCCAAGUUUUAGCGAAGGAGUCUGCCAUGCCCAAGCGCGAAGAGUGGAUCGCCGAGGCUGAGAGCUGUGAAGAGGAGGGCGCUAUUAUCACUUGUCAGAACAUCAUUAGGGAGACACUCGGCUGGAGCCUGGAUGAGGAUGACGAUCGUAAAGACACAUGGAUGGAGGAUGCAAGGGCCAGUAUCAACCGAGGCAAAUACGAGACAGCCAGGGCCAUCUAUGCCUAUGCAUUAAGGAUAUUCGUCAACAGCAAAACGAUGUGGAUGGCAGCAGCAGACUUGGAAAGGAACCAUGGCAACAGGGAGUCGCUCUGGCAGGUCCUGGAGAAGGCUGUUGAGGCAUGCCCCAAGAGCGAGGAUCUAUGGAUGAUGUUGGCCAAGGAGAAGUGGCAGGCUGGAGAGGUGGACAACGCUCGUCUCGUUCUGAAGCGUGCUUUCAACCAAAACCCCAACAAUGAAGACAUCUGGCUUUCGGCUGUCAAGCUUGAGUCGGAGAACGGCAAUGGGGAGCAGGCACGGAAGCUUCUGGAGAUUGCCCGCGAGAAGGCACCCACAGAUCGUGUAUGGAUGAAGAGUAUUGUUUUUGAACGAGUGCUGGGCAAUGUUGAGGCCGCGCUUGACCUCGUCCUUCAGGCUCUUCAAUUGUUUCCUGCGGCCCCUAAGCUUUGGAUGCUCAAAGGUCAGAUUUACGAGGAUCUGGGCAAGACUGGCCAGGCCAGAGAAGCCUUUGCUACUGGUGUCAAGGCGGUACCCAAGUCUGUACCCUUGUGGCUUCUAUAUGCUAAGCUUGAGGAGCAGGCUGGACUUACUGUCAAGGCUCGAUCAGUGCUUGACCGUGCUCGGUUGGCUGUACCAAAGAAUGCGCAGUUGUGGUGUGAGUCCGUACGACUUGAGCGACGCGCAGGCAACUUAGCUCAAGCCAAAUCGAUGAUGGCCAAAGCUCAGCAAGAAGUCCCCAAAAGCGGCCUACUCUGGGCAGAGCAGAUCUGGCAUCUGGAGCCCAGGACACAACGCAAAGCCCGCAGUCUCGAGGCCAUCAAGAAGGUUGAGAGCGACCCAAUUCUGUUCGUUGCGGUGGCUCGCAUCUUCUGGGCUGAUCGAAGGCUGGAGAAGGCACAAAACUGGUUCGAGAACAAGGCUCUCGUGCUGGACAGUGAUUUGGGGGACACGUGGGCCUGGUACUACAAGUUCCUCUGCCAGCAUGGCACGGAGGAGAAGCGGGCGGAUGUGGUUACCAAGUGCGUUCUGAACGAACCUCGACAUGGUGAGGUCUGGCAGGCGAUCGCCAAGAAGCCAACAAACGCAAGGAAGAGCUGCGAGGAGAUAUUGAAGCUGGUUGCUGAAGAGUUGGAUCAUUAG